Megachile rotundata (alfalfa leafcutting bee) is the source of this 1356-nucleotide messenger RNA. It is a transcript of the gene Naa80, whose product is annotated as N-alpha-acetyltransferase 80. NCBI's taxonomy places the organism in Eukaryota, Metazoa, Arthropoda, Insecta, Hymenoptera, Megachilidae. Gene Ontology annotation, cellular component: cytoplasm. Gene Ontology annotation, molecular function: acetyl-CoA binding; N-acetyltransferase activity. The record is from RefSeq and is a predicted model, not a curated record. Gene Ontology annotation, biological process: protein acetylation.
AAAUUAAAAGAACAAACAUUUCUGUAUGGUUUUUGGAAUUUUUUGAACUUGAAUUGGUUCUAGUAACAGUAGGAAGAUAUUAUUCAGAAACAUCAAUUGAACAUCACUGUUGAAAUAAAGAAUGCAGGACAUUGUUCGCAUAUAGAACAGUAGCUAUUAGGAAAAAUGGGUCAAAUGCAAAAAAAGAUGUUGGCGUUCGAAGGGGAAUGGGUCACGGGCAUGUAAUAGUAGAACACUACAUUCUGUAUAAACUCAGUCUUUAUACAUUAAUAAGAUUGUUCAAAAUGUUUAUGAGGAAAGAAUCCAAGAACUGUGCCAAAACGAAAGGAUAUAUUUAAUAAUAUCUCUGGGUGUCGGUGAAAAUUUUACAUAAUAGUGGGGAUAUGCCCAGGAGAAGUAUCAUUCUUAGCUUAAGAUGAUUCUAAUCUGAAAACUAUUUCCGUACGACGAGAUACGUCCAGGUGAAGCACGGUGACCCUAAACUUGGUCAAUUUCUCCUUAUUCACCUAUAAAAAUACGUACAAAAAUAUGAGUGCUAUUAAUAAGGAGUAUAAAAUAGUACCUCUUCACAAACGACCAGAUUUAAUUCCUGACUGUUGUGCAUUACUUAAUUCUGAAUGGCCACGGAGUGAAUCUGCACGGUUAAAGUUUUUAAAGGCAUCAUGUGAUGAAUUUCCCACAUGUCUUAUACUUAUUGACAAAGAAGACAAAGUUCUUGGUCAUUGUAAGAUAUCCUUAAUACCUAGAUUACGACAUAGUUGUUUUAUACAAUCAGUUGUAAUUGAUUAUGAAUACAGAUCUCAAGGUCUUGGAUCUAAGUUGUUACGUGGAACUGAAGAGUAUGUAGCAAAAAAAGGAAUCAAAAAUGUGUAUUUAAGAACUGAAGGACAAGAAGUUUUUUAUUAUAAAAAUGGAUACAGACCUUGCGAUCCAUUUAAAGCAUUUGGAAUUAACGAUGUUGUGUAUUCUACAGCAGCAUUUACUAAAGCAUUACUUAAAGAAAAAACUACAGAGUGUUGUGGACCACAACCACCACCAAUGCCAAAUUUUAAAAUGCCAAGUUUUUAUGAUUACAGCGUUACAGCUCAUAGGAUACAUAUGGUCAAAAAAUUAUCUUAACAGUAAAAUACAAUAAUAACUUCAUACUUAUGGAUGAUUUUUUCAUAUUCCAUGUGUAAAUGUUUUACAAAACAUAUAUUAUUUAUUUAUUUAUAAAAUUAUUUUUUUAAUCGUUCUUAAAUACAAAAAUACUUAUUAUGCAUACAUCUCAUUUAUGUGUCAUAAUACAUUAUAACCAUUCCAACAAAUACUCAGAAUUAUAUACUUUUUAAAUGUUUCAAUUAUUAUCAAAAUAUA